UAUACAGGUGCCGCGCGCCCGCGCCGCCGUGCACCUCACCACUAAUUCACCGUUGAGGAGAGGAGCUGGCUGUGGGCCUGUGGCUGGCCGGAGAGCACCGGCCGGCCGGACCUAACAGCAUACACCACACACUAGCUAGCAAAGAGAGAGGGUGCCGCGCGCCAUGGCGGAGACGUACGGCGAUCUCAGUGGUUCUGUCCAAGCUCGGGGAGCUAGCGAGACGAACGAGGCGACCAUACUGCUUGAGGUGGGCGACAACAUGGCGCAGCUUCGCGACCGCCUCGAGUGGCUGCAGGCCUUCGUCCGCGACGCCGACAGGAAGCGCCGGGCCGGCACCGACCAGCUCACCCGCGUGUGGGUGCGCCAGACGCGCGACGUCGCCUUCGAAGCCGAGGAUGCACUCGAUGACUUCUUUUACGAGACUGUAAUCUUGCUGACGGAGAGUACAUCCUCGUGCCGGAGCAAGGAGCUGCUCAGGAGGUAGCCCCAGAUCCAGCACCAGAGCCAGCACCAGAGGACCUGCCUGCCACUGCUUUGGAAGGCAAGCCCCG
This is a messenger RNA of Zea mays, 551 nucleotides long. RefSeq names its product disease resistance protein PIK6-NP-like. Bases 164 to 484 code for a protein of 106 amino acids. Lineage: Eukaryota; Viridiplantae; Streptophyta; Magnoliopsida; Poales; Poaceae. The record is from RefSeq and is a predicted model, not a curated record. The transcript is spliced from 2 exons.